This is a messenger RNA of Daphnia magna, 402 nucleotides long. RefSeq names its product delta(3,5)-Delta(2,4)-dienoyl-CoA isomerase, mitochondrial-like. Bases 1 to 402 code for a protein of 133 amino acids. Gene Ontology annotation, molecular function: delta(3,5)-delta(2,4)-dienoyl-CoA isomerase activity. NCBI's taxonomy places the organism in Eukaryota, Metazoa, Arthropoda, Branchiopoda, Diplostraca, Daphniidae. The transcript has a single exon. The record is from RefSeq and is a predicted model, not a curated record. Gene Ontology annotation, cellular component: mitochondrion.
AUGAUUGUUUCAAUUUUCGGGCUUGCGGCUGAUGUGGGAACUCUGCAACGCUUACCGAAAGUGAUUGGUUCAGAUAGCCUGGUCCGUGAAUUAGCUUAUACGGCGCGCAAAAUGUUCGCUGAUGAAGCAGCUCAGGCUGGCCUAGUGAGCCGAGUGCUGUCCGAUAAAGAAAUUAUGCUAAAAGUAGCUUUGGAGAUAGCCAGUGCUAUUGCGGAUAAAUCACCGGUAGCUGUUCAAGGAAGCAAACAUAACCUAAAUUACGCACGGGAUCAUUCAAUCGAAGAAGGACUAAAUUAUAUGGUGAUAUGGAAUGCUGCUAUGUUGCAAUCAGAAGAUUUACGUGUUGCCGCCAUGGCUUCUAUGGAUCGUAAAGGUCCCCCUCCAUCUUUUUCAAAGCUUUAA